This is a messenger RNA of Callorhinchus milii (elephant shark), 1359 nucleotides long. RefSeq names its product transmembrane protein 143-like. The annotation marks the transcript as partial. Gene Ontology annotation, cellular component: mitochondrion. The record is from RefSeq and is a predicted model, not a curated record. The transcript is spliced from 6 exons. NCBI's taxonomy places the organism in Eukaryota, Metazoa, Chordata, Chondrichthyes, Chimaeriformes, Callorhinchidae.
AGACAGAGCGAGGGACGGGGACCAGCACAGAGCAAGGGACAAGGACAGAGUGAUCACCAGACACAGAGCGAGGGACAUGGACAGAGUGAAGAUCACAGCUUUAAGACAUGGGUCAAGGAAUACAAGGAAUGCUUCAUCCCUUUCUCUCGACUGAGGCUCCUGUCAAUGGUGCUGCAGCUCUCCGAGUCACUCUCUCUCUCUCUCUCUGUCUCUCUGGCUCAGGACAUGCCGUUGAAUCCGCACUGGGAUCGGAACCAACUCCUGAACUUCGUGAAGGAGACGGAACCUCUGCUUCUGAAGCAAUAUCACAGCGAACUGGACGAUCUGAAGACGGUUUACGAGCCCAUUAACCCGGACAAAGACUCGUUCCCGGAGGAGACAGUGAGUGAGGGGGAUCGUCAGGACCGGGAGUGGAGAUUGCUUCAGACGCUGAGUAACAUGUUGGAGCAGGGAAACUUCACUCUGCUUCCCCAGGAGACAGUCGCCAGCAUCCUGUCCCAGCCGAAGAACACCCAGGUCAAGGUAGACCUGAAGCACUAUGAAUACGUCCGGUUUUGGGUCCUGGGAAAGCGCUUCGAUAUUCUUCCUUUGCUCCUGACUCCUGAGACCACCGAAUUCUUUUUCAGGAGAAAAGAGGCUGAACGCAAGUGGCUGUAUUUCAAGCGUGUGGUGAUGAUCGCACGUCUGAAGGAGAGCCACAUGGUCCUCAAGUGCUUCAAGGAGUUGCCUCUGGAGGCCUUGGAGCAGACUCUGCCCAGCGUCAGACCCCGAUUCUCCAUGGUGGACGCGACGCUCCUGAACCUCAUGCUGGUGGGAGGUGGAAUCAUGCUCUUCAUCAACGUGGGGACUGUGCUCCUCAUGGACUUCAAACUCGAGCUCCCCCACAUCCUCCUCCUCCUCCUGGUGGUCAUGGGUUUCCGCUGGUGGAAGGCCUUCACUGAGAAGCGGGCUGGCUUGACCCUGCAGCUCACCCACAUCCUCUACUACAAGAGCACCUCCAACAACCGGGACCUACUGGUGGCCCUGAGUGACCGAGCCUGCGAGGAGCAAUUCAAGGAGCUCAUCUUGGCCCAGACCUUCCUCCGUAAGCCCCUCCGCCAGGGGGAGAAGAGCCCAGAUCACUUUCACCGUGCGAUCCAGCAGCAGCUCGAGGAAGAGGUGUCAUCUUGGCUCCAUCAGAAAUCGGGGGUCAAAGUUCACUUCAAUGCCCACCGUGCCUUAGCCAACCUCACCCACCUCCGAGGGGAAUUAAAGAAGGCGCCCGUGGGGGGUCGGGGGGAAGGGGAGGUAGGCGGCGGGGGAGUAGGGGGAAAGGGGAAUAGGGGAUCAGAGGGAGGAGUAGGGGGUGCAGGCGAGUAG